CAGCCCAUUCUGGCGCGUUCGGCCGUUCGCGUCUCUAUCCUGUCUUCCUUUCCUCUCCGACUGCGUCGUUUGUUUCCGUUGCAAGAAUGACGACCGCCAUGGGUCCUCCACUUUCAACGAACCCUAAUAAUUCCUCUGAACCCGAAUUCGAACAAGAAACCCUAAUGGACGAUCCAGCCACUACCACCCCCACCGACACCGCAACCGCGACGACAACGAAGGCACCUAUGGCCCCACCACCUCCGAAGAACACUGACCCUACCAAUCUUGACAGUGAAGAGCCCCGAAAGGAUGACCUGAAAGACCCACCAGAAUCAGAUUCCCAGCAAGCCGCGAAGCAUAACUCGGUUCCUUACACCAUUCCCGAGUGGAGCGGACCUCCUUGCCACAAAUUCCAUCUCGAGGUCCUUAAGGAUGGCUCCAUCUUCGAUAAGUUGGAUGUGUUUGAGAAAGGAGCCUACAUGUUUGGACGCGUGGAUCUCUGUGAUUUUGUUCUCGAGCAUCCGACUAUUUCUAGGUUUCAUGCAGUUCUCCAGUUCAAAAGAAGUGGAGAUGCCUACCUUUACGAUCUUGGGAGUACUCAUGGCACUUUUAUCAACAAGAAACAGGUACAAAAAAAUAUUUUUGUGGAUUUACACGUUGGUGAUGUUGUUCGUUUUGGCCUUUCAUCCCGAUUGUAUGUUUUCCAAGGGCCGCCCGAGUUGAUGCCAUCGGAAGUUGACUUGAAAAUUACUAGAGAUGCUAAGAUGAGAGAAGAGAGGCUAGAUAGAGAAGCUUCGCUUAAACGGGCAAGGAUGGAGGCAUCUCUCGCUGAAGGCAUUUCGUGGGGCAUGGGAGAAGAUGCUAUUGAAGAAGCUGAGGAUGAUGGUGAUGAAAUCACUUGGCAAACUUACAGAGGACAGCUCACAGAGAAGCAGGAAAAAACUCGCGAAAAAGUAUUGAAAAGAACUCAAAAGAUUGCUCAUAUGAAGAAAGAAAUUGAUGCCAUUCGUGCCAAAGACAUUUCUCAAGGUGGACUGACUCAAGGGCAACAAACUCAGAUUGCGAGGAAUGAACAAAGGAUAGCACAGGUUUUUGAAGAACUUGAGAACUUGGAAGAGACACUAAAUGAAAGUAUCCGAGAAAGUAUAGGAGCCCGUGGCGGAAUCCUCUCUCAUAGGAAGAAGGGAGCAACGGAGGAUGAUGAAGAGUUUUUGAGUGACGAAGAUGAAUUCUAUGAUCGAACAAAGAAGCGUCCAAAGAAAAAAAUUGGUGAAAGCCAAUCAGUUGAAACGGCGGAUACUCUUCUAGAGAAGAGAGAUGACAUCAUGAGGGAAAUGGAAGACAAAAAGGAGUUACUUUUGGCCGAGAAGAACAAAAUGGCAUCUGAAACUUCAGAAGAAACUGAAGCUGGAGAUGUGCUUGAUGCUUACAUGUCAGGGCUCUCAUCUCAGCUAGUGCUUGAUAAGACUGCCGAACUUGAAAAGGAAUUGUCCAGUCUCCAGUCUGAGCUGGACAGGGUUGUAUUCCUCUUGAAGAUUGCAGACCCAACCGGUGAGACUGCUAAAAAGAGGGAUUCAAUUGCACUAGCACCAAAACCUGUCAAAUCUGAGACACCUGGUGCACCUCUGAAGAAGCAACCUUCAAGUGAACCGAAUAAAAAAAUUGGGUCAGAAAAACCCAUGAAUGUCCCCACAAAGAAAGAGGGAACCUCAGAUGAUGUGGCUAUUAUGGAGGGAUCAAACAAGAAGCUGGAAGCUGACAAAGAGGGAUCAAACAAGAAGCUUGAAGCUGACAAAAAUCUCUCCGAUGCAGACGUGGAGAAAAUCCCUGCAUAUACUGUUGUAAAGCCACAAUGGCUUGGUGCUGUAGGGGACAGGGAAGUGAAGAAGCCCCAACAAGAGGCAGACACAUUGAAUACACAUGAUGCUGAUCAGUUUGUUGACUACAAGGAUAGAAAGAAGAUUCUGGGCGAUGCUGACGUUACACAAGUGGACUCUGGGAUUGAGAGUGCUGCUCCCGGUCUAAUAAUAAGGAAACCAAAGCAGAGUGGGGAACUAAAAGGCAGUAAUCCUGAGGUUCCUGAACAAUCCACAUCAUCCACUGUGAGAGCUGAAUUUAAGGCGGAAGAUGCUGUAGCACUAUUACUAAAACAUAAGAGAGGCUACUGUGCUGAAGAUGACGAAGGAAGUUAUGAAAGCCAAGAAAUACUCGAUGCAAAAGAUAACAAAAAACCAAAGAGGGUGCUUGGCCCAGAGAGACCCUCAUUUCUCAACAGCAAUUCAGAUUAUGAAUCAUGGGUGCCUCCCAAAGGACAAUCAGGUGAUGGGCGGACUUCACUGAAUGAUCAAUAUGGAUACUGAACUUGCACCUUUGGCCCUAAUUGGUGCCUAUAAACUCGCAACAAAAGAAUAGCUCCAAGAGAUUUACCACCUUACUGGAGCUUCAUAUCAUUGGCAGAGGCAGUCUGUUACUGCAUGCAUGAUUUGGAAAGAGAAUGGCUGUCUCACUUGGGCUUCAUGUCAUGGCAAUAACUCUGUGUUGCCUCAUGCUUGCUUUUGAAAGAGUCAUUUCAUUACCUCUGAAGAUGCCCCGGAUUAGCUAGAGAUAAAUUAAUUUGGUAGAAUUUUGUGCUUUUCUUUCUGAGUCUUGAGCAUUAUGUUCAAAUUUAAUGAAGAGUGUAUGCUGCGACUUUGUAAAAAAUUAGCUUGGAGAAGGUGAGAGAGUGUACAUGAUAUGUAUAUCAUCAAUUAAUGUUGUGUCAACUUUUUAAUGAAUAUUUCAGGACAGGAGGAGGACCAGGACCACAUAUUAUCUAUC
Molecule: messenger RNA, 2799 nt
Organism: Tripterygium wilfordii
Lineage: Eukaryota; Viridiplantae; Streptophyta; Magnoliopsida; Celastrales; Celastraceae
Product: kanadaptin
Exons: 12
Coding region: 87-2342 (751 amino acids)
Molecular function (GO): mRNA binding; protein binding
Source: RefSeq, a predicted model, not a curated record